AUGACCAUUAAGGCUUUAACGGUGCUUCUGGAGCUCAGAGGGAUAAAUAGUAAGGAGAGCUGCUAUUAUGUGGCAUUCACCUAUGCCAACUGGACGGAUGACCGACCUCGGUUUGUGGUGAAUAUGACGUUCUCAAACCAGACGGGCAUCGGAUCCGUCACUACCAUAAACGAGGAAAUAGCCUCUCCGGUCUCUCGUAUUUUAAUUCUCCAGCACUCUGCCCGUGAGAAGCCUCGAACCAUAUACAACGCUUCUACCAAAUUAUGUGACCUUCAGACCGUCUUUAACUCAGUGCCACUUUUUAAGCCAGCCAAGGACAACAUGCUCAAGCAAAGUAACUAUACAUUAAGCUGCCCGCUGAUCAAAGGUACCUACGCUAUGAACAACAUGCGCGUCAGCCCCAAGAAUCCACUUCUCAGCCUUCUAUAUCAACGGAAGCACACCUUUUCGGUGAAGGGCGGAUUAUACGAGGAACUGCCGCGAGGUCGUCGGCUACGGCCGUUAUCCACUUAUUUCAUGGCUGGAAAGGUUGUGAAAAAGUCCUGUGGCGCCAAUGAGUGAUCAUCAAUUUAAAUCAGCAAAAGCUGA
Drosophila eugracilis is the source of this 588-nucleotide messenger RNA. RefSeq lists its product as uncharacterized. The coding region runs from base 1 to 561 and encodes 186 amino acids. The transcript has 2 exons. NCBI's taxonomy places the organism in Eukaryota, Metazoa, Arthropoda, Insecta, Diptera, Drosophilidae. The record is from RefSeq and is a predicted model, not a curated record.